ACUCUAUUGGCUGGUGCCGCUGUCGGUUGGCCGCAGUGGGCGGGGUGUGUAGUGGCUGCCAUGGCAGCGGUGGGCGGGUUGUAGAGGAGACUGGCAUCGGGGUGGAUUGGAAUUGGCCGAUGUGUGCGAUCCGGUUGAUGAGUGGGGGAAGGAGUAUCAGCCCAGCCGUCAGUCUGCAGGGGGAACCGGUCUGACUCGGGGCAACGGAACGAAAUUCGUUAUUUCCGGUUAAGCUCAGUCCUCAGACCCGGCCGCCGCCGCCUCUCAGAACAUGGAGGACACCAUUUACAUCCCCGCUGACCUGACUCCAGAAGAACGCAUUGAGCUGGAGAACAUCCGCCGCAGGAAACAGGAACUGCUGGAAGAGAUCCAGAGACUACGUGAUGAGCUGAGCGAGGCCAUGAACGAGGUGGAAGGCCUCGAGGCCAAUGAAGGAAGUAAAACUCUGCAACGAAAUCGCAAAAUAGGAAUGGGUAGAAAGAAGUUUAAUAUGGAUCCAAAAAAGGGGAUCCUUUACCUUCAGGAGAAUGAGUUGCUCAGGAACACAGCGGAGGAAAUAGCACGUUUUCUGUACAAGGGGGAAGGGCUGAAUAAGACUGCUAUUGGGGACUACCUAGGAGAGAGGGAGGAUUUCAACAUCGCUGUCCUUCAUGCCUUCGUGGACCUUCACGAGUUCACAGACCUGAAUCUGGUUCAGGCUCUCAGACAGUUUCUCUGGAGUUUCCGCUUGCCUGGAGAGGCCCAGAAAAUCGACCGCAUGAUGGAGGCAUUUGCUCAGAGAUAUUGCAUGUGCAAUCCUGGUGUCUUUCAGUCCACAGAUACUUGCUACGUCUUGUCCUUUGCGGUUAUUAUGUUGAACACUAGUCUACACAAUCCUAAUGUCCGCGACAAGCCCAGUGUUGAAAGAUUCUUCUCUAUGAACAGGGGGAUUAAUGAGGGAGGAGAUCUUCCGGAAGAGCUACUUCGGAACCUGUAUGAUAGUAUCAGGAAUGAACCAUUUAAGAUCCCAGAGGAUGAUGGGAAUGACCUCACACACACCUUCUUUAACCCAGAUCGAGAAGGCUGGCUCCUCAAACUGGGUGGUCGGGUGAAAACAUGGAAGAGGCGCUGGUUCAUUUUGACUGACAACUGUUUGUAUUAUUUUGAAUAUACCACGGAUAAAGAACCAAGAGGUAUCAUCCCACUGGAGAACCUGAGUAUUAGAGAAGUAGAAGAUCCCCGAAAGCCGAACUGCUUUGAGCUCUAUAUUCCAAAUAACAAAGGCCAGCUGAUCAAAGCUUGCAAAACGGAGGCUGAUGGAAGAGUGGUGGAAGGCAACCAUAAUGUCUACAGAAUUUCUGCCCCAACCCCAGAAGAGAAAGAAGAAUGGAUCAAGUCUAUAAAAGCGGCAGUGAGUGUGGACCCCUUCUAUGAAAUGCUAGCUGCUCGGAAAAAACGGAUCUCUAUCAAGAAAAAGCAACAGAUGCAGCAGCAGCAGCAGGAACAGUCUUAAAGGGACCCACUUAACAUUCGAGCGUUGAGCUUCUGGCUUAAAACCACUUCUAAGCACUCCCUUUGCAAUUGAGGAUGGCAAAGUCUGCAGCUUUCACAGCUUGCGUACUAAGAAAACGAGGAUGAUUGUUUCCAUCAGAGGCCUAAUUGCUUGAAAGUGCAUGGCUGGAACUGAUCUGGCCUCCUACAUUUCAAGUUUGCUUCCUACAGAGGAUCUAGGUAUUUGUUCAGCGUCCGAGGCCACAUUGAGAGAAUUGUUAUUGGAUUGCUGACUUUUUUUUUUUUUUUUUUUUUUUUUUGUGUGGUGAAAAAAAACUGCAUGAAAAAGCAAUAUGACCCAGAACAUUUUCAUUACCAUGGCACAAGACUAGCCCAAAACUGGCCCAGUAAGCAACAUUCCAUUCUGCGCAAGAAUAUAAUGAUUUCUCUCUUGCGACUUCCACUAUUGACCUUAUUUAUUGGUGCUGGGUAGUCCUGGAAGAUUAAUGUGCGACUGCCCCACUCACCAUGUGUUGCAUUUGGAGUGCUAGGCUGACUGUUCAUCCACUGAUGAUCAUGACGUUAGGGUUUUCAUUGCAAAAAGGAUGUUCUGGAUCAGCAUACAGGUCUCAGGCGCAUCGUUCUGCUAAUUGUAUAUCAACUUGUUUACAGCCAUAUGAGAGAGCCAGAACACAUUCAGUUCUUAAUUUAUUACUUACAUGUAACCAAAAUAUACAAAAUGUAUCAUUUAAGUAAGAUGCUAAGCCUACAGAACUGCUUACUGACACACAGGCAACGAUCAGCAGUCCAGCAAUGUCUAAUGCCAUCCACCUCUCAGCAUGUUCUGUCAGUUUACUCGGAACAUAGUAUGAGUUAUGACACAGCCUGUUAAUUCAGAAACCUUUUUUGCCCAAUCAUAGGAAGAAAAGCACUAAUUGCAAACUAAAAUAGCAGUUCGUGCUGUUUUCGGAUAACAUUGUAUAUUUUGUUAAAUGUCCGCUGUCUACUAAUUUGUUUCCUUGUAGAAAAUGUUAUUUACCACAAUGUUUUCACUCGCCUAUUGCAGGCAAAGUGCAUAUUUCCCCAAAUCAUUUCAGCUCUUGUCUACAAAACUUCUCUCCUAUCUUGAAAUUAAGUGCAAAUUCCAAAAUGUGGCAGCGAUGCAUCAAGUAGCAUAACGUUUUGCUACAGACUACAGAAAAUUGAAGGCAAUCAUGCCUAUUAGAAUAUAUUAUUCUUGUAAUAUACUUAUGUAGGUGAAGAGCCAGAUUACAGCAGUCCGACACAAACUACUGACAUAGGGGUAAAUUCUAAUCGACAAAGUUUGGUCUUGUUUUAAAUACCAUAUUUUUGGCAUUGAAUUCGCUGUUCCUUGCUCCACUCUGUAUAUAAAGUGUCAUGAUGGUGUCAUCAUCUUGUGACUGUAGAGCACAAAAAUAAUUGCUUAGUGCUUUGAUGUCCCUCUGUACACUUGCAAUAAUGACCUUCCAGUUUAGAAAUGGAAAAGUAAUGAUAUGCUUAAAAUUAGAUAUUUAGCACAAGACAAACUCUUGAAGAAGCACAAGACAAACGUCUUGAAGAAGCAGAUUUUUUUGCUUGUAGGAGCCUCCAGGUUAGGACGACCUCAGACCUGGGGCCACGGUGUUCAUGGGGCAAUAAAACACUACAGUUUGUUAAAGAAGGUUACACGUGAUAAUCAAACACUGAUGAUGCACGCAUUUAUUUUGAUAAUGCGACAAUCGAGAGGAAUUUAAAGCACAUCUUUUUUUGGAUAUGUAAGCUAAGGGGCAUUAACUUUAAAUCAUGUCUCGGUUUUGUAAUGUGAUACGUUUGGCAGGUUUUUGUAUAUUGGUGUGCCAAAGUGAGGGGAUGCCACUCAUUCCUCUCUGCACUGUGCCUGUCUGUUACCUUCUCUCAGAAACAAGUACUGUGAAAAUAAUUCAGGAUUGGAUACCUCCUCUUCCUUGUAAGGGGUAAGAUAUGCUGGUAUUGGAUCGGAUUUUUGUUUGUAAUUUUUUUUUCUAUUUAAUAUUAUAUUGUACACAAAACUUGAGUUAAUAAAAACGGUCAAACUAU
Pseudophryne corroboree (corroboree frog) is the source of this 3546-nucleotide messenger RNA. RefSeq names its product cytohesin 2 (gene CYTH2). The transcript is spliced from 12 exons. The record is from RefSeq and is a predicted model, not a curated record. Gene Ontology annotation, molecular function: guanyl-nucleotide exchange factor activity. Lineage: Eukaryota; Metazoa; Chordata; Amphibia; Anura; Myobatrachidae. Gene Ontology annotation, biological process: regulation of ARF protein signal transduction. The coding region runs from base 272 to 1492 and encodes 406 amino acids.